Molecule: messenger RNA, 1179 nt
Organism: Dictyostelium discoideum AX4
Lineage: Eukaryota; Evosea; Eumycetozoa; Dictyosteliales; Dictyosteliaceae
Exons: 2
Coding region: 1-1179 (392 amino acids)
Molecular function (GO): ATP binding
Source: RefSeq, a predicted model, not a curated record
AUGGAAAUUAAAGAUAUUAUCAUAAAUAGUAAUUUAAUGUUACCACCACCAACAAUUUUAACAAUAAAUAAUAAAGAUGAUUAUACAUCAUUUACUUUUAAAGGGAAAUCUAUAUCGGUACCAAGGAAACAAAGAAUAACAAAAAAAACAAUUUAUGCCUGUGAUAUAAAUGGUACAAUGUUUCAAACAUAUAAUAUGGAUACAAACCGAUUAUUAAUAAUUAAAAAAAUUUCACUUUUACAAUUUAAAAAUCAUUUACAAGGUAGAAUGAUGUUAAGAAAUUGUCAUUACCAAAGAUUUUUUAAUCAUCAUCCAUUUGUAUCUGGUUUUAAAGUUUCAAAAAGAAAAUCAUUAAAUAUUAAAACAAAAAAUCUAAUUGAAUCUCCAGUUGAUGAUGGUACUGAUUUAUAUUUUGAAUUUGACCAAUCUGAUUUCACUUUAUACCAAAUGAUUAGAUCAGAUAAAGCAGCUUCAAGAAAACAAUGUCCAUAUGUUUUGUACCAAUUAUUAACAACUAUCAAAUAUAUAAACUCUGCUGGUGUAAUUCAUAGAAGUCUUGACCCAAAAACAAUUGCAGUUAAUAAAGAAUAUAAAACUAAAUUAUUUGAUUUUAGUUUUUCAAUUUCAACAGACUAUCCAACAGAUAUCUUUUUUAAAGAUUAUGAAGAAACUCCAUGGCCAUAUCGUUCUCCUGAAACAAUAAUAAUGUUAAAAGAAUUUUCAUUUGAAUGUGAUGUUUGGUCGAUUGGUGUAAUAUUUGCUGAAUUAAUUUUAGGUGAACAAUUAUUUAGAGGUGAAAGUAAACAAUCACUUCUUAUAGAAAUUUCAGAAUUAAUUGGUACACCAACAUAUGAUGAAUGUAAAGAAUCAACUAAUGGUUUCGCUAGAAAUUUUAUUUUAAACAUUCCAUUAAAAUCAAGACAUGGUGGAAUUAAAAAAAGAAUUCCAAAUGCAACUGAAGAAGAAAUUGAAAUUUUAGAAGGAAUGUUAUGUUGGAAUCCAAAGAAAAGAUGGCCAAUUGAAAGAAUUAUUCAGCAUCCUUAUUUUCAAAAUUAUUGUCAUAUUGAACAAUAUAAAUGUGAUAAAAAAUUCUCACUUGGUUCUCCAUAUGUUUUUCAUAGAUUAAAUGCAAAAGAAAUUAAAAAAAUAAUUGAAGAUGAAUUUGUUACCCAACCAUAA